CGGAGAGUACAUUUACUGAAGAAAUGGAGAAGAUCCCUGUUCCCUUCGUCACUGUUCUAGAGCUGAAGAUUGGAUCACGGGGCCAUGUCUUUGGACCACUGUUGCUGUACUUGCUUGGGAUUUAUCCUGCAGUGCAAAAGCUCGUCAUCAUUCUACUGGAACCCCAGCCCAACGUGGAAGACACUUGCUUCAGAAGGAGGUGCUACUGCGAGAAGCCUAACAGGGCCUGGAGUGAUGAAACUGUCUCCCUGAUCAGCCUCAGGGAGGUGGAAAUCAAGGGGCUCAGAGGAAGCUACCAUGAAGUCGAUUUCCUCCGGCUGAUCUUCAGAAGCGCGCCGCUGCUUCAGAGAGUGACCGUGAAGCUGUGCUCUGCAAUCAUUCCGGAUAACGACUGGUACAACACAAUCCUCGACACCUUCGAGGAGCACCCUGCUGUGAGCUGCACUGUCUGUUUGUAGAACAGCAGGGUUCUGCUGGAUGCAUGAUCAGGAUGCUCCUAGCUGCAGCAAGAAUUGCUACCAAACCAUCGUUAGCCUUUUAU
Panicum virgatum (switchgrass) is the source of this 541-nucleotide messenger RNA. RefSeq lists its product as uncharacterized. NCBI's taxonomy places the organism in Eukaryota, Viridiplantae, Streptophyta, Magnoliopsida, Poales, Poaceae. The record is from RefSeq and is a predicted model, not a curated record. The coding region runs from base 24 to 458 and encodes 144 amino acids. The transcript has 2 exons.